This is a messenger RNA of Peromyscus leucopus (white-footed mouse), 2323 nucleotides long. RefSeq names its product A-kinase anchor inhibitor 1 (gene Akain1). The record is from RefSeq and is a predicted model, not a curated record. Lineage: Eukaryota; Metazoa; Chordata; Mammalia; Rodentia; Cricetidae. Bases 130 to 435 code for a protein of 101 amino acids. The transcript has a single exon.
GUGUGGCUAUGUCCCUUCCUAGCAGAUUUUCCAGAGGACUUCAAUAGCCAGGGCUGUCUUGUGACCACUUCUAGCAGCUGGGGAUUCUGGGAUGGUGAGGACAUUAACUAAGGCACAUUACAGGGCAAAAUGAUGGAGGAAGACAACAGCAGCUUGUGCUCAGAUGGCUCUCCCCCACCCUCCAGAGCCGCAGCUCCUGAAAUUAAUUUCUCUCCUCUCUCUCCCCUCUCAUGCUUUUGGCUAGGUGAGAAGCCUGGGAAUGAGCUGGAGGAGGUGAAGCUACAGAAUGCCAGCAAGCAGAUUGUGCAGAAUGCCAUCCUGCAAGCCGUGCAGCAAGUCUCCCAGGAGAGCCUGCGGAGGGACAGACCCAGGGACAGCCGGCCCCGGGGCCAGCUGGGAGGGCGAGAGCUGACCAAGAAGCAUGAAAAGAAGUAACAGGGGUUGGGUCUGGCUCUUGUCACAUGCUUGGUUUCUGCCUUUCCUGUUAGCCUAGGACGUGUCACCAAAAUGCUGCCAAUAAGCAGACCAAAGUGUCACGGAUGCCUACCAGUAGGAUGAGUUCACACUGGUCUUUGCGACAAACUAUGGUUUGCAAACCUGCGUUAGAGACUCUUCAUAUCUAUGGGAGACUCUGGAAGCAGCUGAGCCAGACAUGGCACCCACACUGCAGAAGUCAUUUUGUAACACAACCUAUUUUCCAAGCUCUUUAAAAAAAAAAAGAAUUCUACAUCUUGUUUAUUAAUGCAUUCUCUCUAUGAAUUCUACCAGCAGUCUUUAUUGCCCUUCUGAAUCACUGAGUGCAGUUCUGUGUUCUUCAUAAAUAUUAAAAGGUACACGAGAAAGGUGAAAGGAUGGAGUUUUAGCCCUGUUCAAAUGCAGACUUGAUGGCUUUUACGAGGAGAGUUCGGGUUCAAGGUCAAACUGAGCAGAGCAGCUUCUGAGACCCAGCCCUGUACUAGAGCUUAUGUUUAUAUUAUUCCAAGAAAGGGAUGUGUUUAUGCCUUGUGAGAACUCAGUCUUUUUAACUCUGUUCUCUGAGUCGUUCACAGUUGGUGUUUACCUUCUGUGCCGAGAUCCGGUGGGGACAGUACGGAUAUCUUUUCUUAACUCAAGAUUAAAAGUGAUGACUGAGUCUGCACACAUGAGUUUCGGAUGACUCAGUUCUUUGGCAGUCUAAAGGGAACAGCGCAUACUCUGAGCCUCUAAGCUGUUUCUCUUCCUGGAUUUACCUACCCUUGAGCCUGGAGAGGGCAACCUCCUUGGCUGGGAGUCUGGGCCCUGUGACCAACAUGCUGUCACCCAGCUCUGCAUCUUCUUCACGAGUCCCUUACUGAUAGACUUUCCUUCUCCUGUGAAAAUUAUCAGCAUGACUUUUUUUUUUUUUAACAUUUUGAAAAUCAUAAGGUCAGAAAUAAGUACUAUAUAUGUGCGUGGGAAACUGUUUUGUUUUUACUUCUCCAAGGCAUGUAAACAGAAUGAGAAGUAGCAGUAGGCUGAAGGCAUUUGGAGAGAUGUGUGUGCGUGUGUGCCAACACAGCCAUCUACUCCAUUCAACUAAUAACCUCCUGCUGCUCCUGUGUGGACAACAGAUGUCUCUCUCGAGUCUUUCAGAGCCCCGUUUACUGUGCUUCAUGAAAACCACUGAGUUGGUGCUACUGGGGACAGAGGAAGAAUUCAACCUUGGUUAAAACCCUCCAGGCUAUAGAGUAUCAGGGUCUACAUUGACAUGCUUUCUAAAAGCAAAGUGUUGCUCGUGUUUUGACACCACCAAAAUUCCAAUACGCCAUGCUGUGUGUAGCUGGGAAUACUACAGAUAACAAGAAAUGGGAAAACCAUUCAUUUUCACCAUAUUAGAUUAUACUUGGUGAUGCAUAGAUGGAAAAAAUUAAUUCAGGGAGAGAAUUCAUAAGGGACAAAAGAGAGUAUUUAAAUUUAGAUAUUGUUUAUUCAUUAAUUGUUUUUUAAAGCAGAACUCAUGGUAAUUAAAGAAUGAACUUAAGUCAACCUAAAAUCAUAUGGCUGAAUUUAUGGCAAUUUUUUAGCAUGGCAAUGAGAAUAAGUGUAUUUGGGGAAAUUACUCAGAUAAUGCCCACAAAUAAGAAACAAACCCAGUUCUUGUAGUUUGCAGGUGACCUGCCACUGUGUCUCUGCUAAGAUAUCUAACUAUAACCAACGCUGUUUUUCUGUCAAGCGGCUGAAAAGUAAAUAUGUUACCUUUCUUCUCUGGUGUGUAUGUACUAAUAAACUAGGGAUCUGGGAAAUAUUAUUGAUUUCUGUAUCUAAAUGCUAUUUAUAAAUAAAUUAUAUCUCAUUUUGAAAUAUG